AUGACACAAAAACGUCCAGGACUCAACGAACUCUUCCCAGAGCUCUCUCCCUCUUCUUCCCAACAACACAACCAACAAACCAACACCUCUCUCAAUAAAUCCUUUCAACAACAAGAACAACCAAACCAUUCUCCUCCGAAUCCGAAUCCUCUCAAUCCUCCAUCAUCACGUCUCGACACUUCUUCCUCACCAUUAUUAUUAACCACUAACAAUCUUCAACAACAUUCUCAUCAUCAUUUUAAUUCUCACACUUCUUCUUACACAAGUUCGAGUUUGGAUAAUGGUUCCAUUCCACAGAAUUCUUGUUGUGAAUUAUUGGGAGAAUUUGAUGACAAUAUUCCAACCAUCGCAAUGAUGGAAAAUUCCAUUCCAGAAGAGAGUAGUGACAUGAUUCUGUUGGACCGUGUGGAAACAGAUGAUUCUAAUAAUAACGACACAUCCAUGUCAUGGAAAACAAAUCAAGUGGUGAUUCAAAUCUCUACACCAAGACAGAUUCAAAAGGACUUGGAAAAUACGGUCAAGAAAUUGGAGGAAUUCAUUGCACACAAUGAACGUGCGAAACAAGCGAUGGAAACUCUACAGAAAUACUUUUUUAAGAGAACGGUUCGAAAGAAUUUGAAAAAAUUAUUCAACAUGUCUAAAAAACGCAAGCACGUCAUUAAUGAAAUAAUCUCCACAGAAAAAUCCUACGUCUCUGAUUUAAAGACCAUCAUGGACGUUUAUUAUAAUCCAAUUGUAAAGAAGGGAAUUGAAGCACGUGAAAAUAUUGAUGGUAUUUUUGUAAAUGUUGAAAUGAUUUAUAAUUUGAAUGAAAAACUCUAUUCUCGAUUACUUUUGGCACAAGAGCAUCAAACGAGAUGUGAAAAUAGACUGAAUGAAAUGGUUGACCAAUGGAUAAAAUCUCUUCGUAGUAUCACAAGUCCUUCUCUUGGUGUGACUUCUCCAAGACGUGACACCAUAACUGCUGACAUUUCUUCACAUGGAACCACUGCUGCUAGUCAUCCAUCGAACACUCCAAAUUUAAAUGCUAAUGCACUUUUAAAUACAGUGACUGAUAGAAAUUUACAUGGAACUGGAUCCUCAGCUUCUUCCAUGUCAAACGAAUCAUUUAGUACAGAGACAACAACUCCAUCCAUAACUGCUCCAACAAGUACUUCUAAAAAAAAGAAGAAAGAUAAAAAGAAAACUGGUACCAUGAAAGCAUAUAUCAAGAAAUUGACUUUUAGCAAAUUGCCUGCAAUUAUGGAACUUCAAACAGAACAAGGUUCUUCUACUGGUGCUGGAGGAACUUCGAGAAACAACCACAGUGGAAGUUCUACUCCAGGUCAAAUCAAAUCAUUUGGAGGAGCUUUUGCAGAAAUGGCUCCAUUUAUGAGACUUUAUACAGAUUAUAUCAAUAACUUUAGUCAAGCAACAGAAAUGUUAAAAGACAGAAGAAAAAAGAACCAACAAUUGAAUUUGUAUUUGAACAAAUGUAAAGAAACAAGAGAAGAAUGCAGAGGAUUAGACAUUGCUUCCUUUUUAAUUUUACCAGUUCAACGUAUUCCUAAAUAUCAAUUGUUGUUGAGAGAAUUACUCAAAUACACACCAAAGGGACAUCCUGAUCAUGGUCCUCUUUCAGCAGCUCACAGAACAAUGAUUCAAGUGGCAAAUCAUUUGAAUGAAAUGAGAAGGCAAAAAAUUGCCUUUACUAGAGUUCUUGAUAUUAAAUCAAGAUUGACUGUAUUGAGUUUGCAACUUGUGAAUGCCAUGAAAAACUCACCAGUUGAAAACUUGAUCAUGAAACACAACUUUAACUCGAUCGAACAGGUGAAAAAUUCCAUUAUCAAACCUCAUAGACAUUUUGUCAAUGAAGUAUUGGUGAAUGUAAUUCGAGAAAAAGUAUCACCAAUGAAACUUCAAUGGCUUGAAAAAGCAGUCAAUUUAGAUACUCCACAAACAGAACCAAUUCAAUUCGAAAGUUAUUUAUUCAAUGAUUAUUACUUGUUAAUCAUUAAGGGAGUGAAAAACGAAAACAAAAAUGGAGACGAUUCUGCAUUUGUCACACUGCCAAGUGCUUCUGCAACAGCAAUGGCCACUGAUCGAUCGAACUAUAGUGUGUUUUUAAAGACCCCACGAGACACGAUUGAUUUUGCAUCUACUGAUGAAAUCCUUGGGCAGAAAGAGUUAACAGCUCCAUUCAUUGUUCAGCCAUUUUACUUGUCAAUGAGUGAUUUUAUUCUUGAUCCAAAGGAUCCUUGUGCCAUUAAAUGUCGUGAUUACAUUAGUGGUGGAGAAUUUAAAGUAAUUUUCGACUCUGAUGAUGUUCGAAAUGAAUGGUACAAUAACAUUGUGGACAAGAAGAAUACUGAAAUUCAAAAACUUGUCAAACAAAUGACUGAAAAACACACCAAAGCUAAAAUGAAUGUCAAGGAAUAUCAUGGAAGUGAAACAGCUCGUGCUAGAGAAGUAGAAGAGACAGAGAUUCAAGCCCGACAACUUGCUAUUGAAAAGUUUAACAAAAUUGCAGAAUUCAUUCAAGAAAAGAUUAAUAUUCAAAAUAGAUUUAUCAAAAUGAAACAAGAUUUUGAGACGAUCAAGAAGACGUUUGAUAAGGAAUAUGACAAGUAUCAAACUCUCAAAAUGAUCCUCAGUAGAAUGAAAGAACAACCAGAUAUCUAUGAAAAGAAGCAGAAACAAGUGUUAGAUUAUGAAACGGAAAUGGUCAAGACAAAAACAAGAUUGAAAGACGCGUGUGACCGUUUACAAAAAGGUGAAAUUGUCUUUAAGCAAAUGAUUGAAAGGACAAAGGAGUGUGACGAAGUUAUUCUAAUGUGUUUGAGAAAUGAUAUUGAAUCCUUGAGUGCAUUCUUUGGAGAUUCACAAAUUUUAGAUCAACCAGAAAUUGUUGAUUUGAGUGAUGUGACAAGGAAAAUGCAAUACGUUGAAACUGAUUUGUUUUAUCAAGAAAUUGAACACAAAUUCCCCAAAUCCAAGCAACAACCACUUUCUGUCUCUUCUCACAACUUGAUCAUUAAUUCAAGUUUCCACAAGGCAAUUCCUGCAAUUGUCGCUGCAGAUUCUUCCUUUGAAGAAGAUACCUCUAGUGAAACUGAAUCAACUGCAAGCAAUGCUCAAGUAUUGGAUGACUACGACGAGGAUAUUGUUCAGAAUCCUUCCAACAACGCUGGAGCUUUUAAAGUUCCAAAACUACCCAUUGCUAAAACAGAAGAAACAAAACCAAAAAUGGCAAUCGAUCCAUUGGAUCAAUGGAAAUUAAAAUUGGAAUAUGUGGAAGGUCAAAACAAGCAAUUUAUUGAAGAGAACAAUACUCUUCGCAACAAUAUUGACACGAUGGCCAAAGAGUUAGACAAUUUGAAGAACAAAUUAAUUGAUGUGACGUCCAAGAAUGAACAACUUCAAAACACAAAUACUGAACUAUCGGUUCAAAAUAGUGAACUUUUGAAAGAAUUGGAAGAUUUGAGAAUUUUCAAGAAUUUACACACUCUAGAUUCUGUUCCCACUAAAAGAAGAUCUCAAAGUGUUCCUAUUCGUAUGUCAAUGACCGAUCAAAAUGACAAUCAAGAAGAAGAAGAAUCUGUUGAAACAAAUGAUGCAACAACAACAAUUGCUGCUGAUACGACUACGACUAUCAAUACUAUAACCACAGCUAUUUCUAAUAACGACCACGAGGACGACAACAACGAUCGUCAAGAACCUUCCACCAAUUCGAGUGGAGAUGUCAAUGAAAAGAAAGUACUGGAAGGUGUGGCAACAACCUCUUCGAUGGAUCUCAGCGUCAAACAACAAACUUCCACCACGACUACAAGUUCACAACCAAAUUCAGAGAUUCCACCAACCACCAAUGUGUCAACAACAACAUCAAAAUUGGAAGAAUUGGUUGCAAAAUUGCAAGAAGAAAAUCGUGUGUUGAAAGAACAACAAGCUUCUAACAAACCCCAACAACAAGAACAACAAUCAACACUACUUGAUGCUCAGAAUAAUAGUCAUGACAACAAUAACAUGAAGGACAAACAUUUGGAACUUCAACUUCAAAACUUGAAGAAUUCGAUGGACAUUGCGUUUGUGGAUUCUGAUUUUGAUACAGAUGAAGAGUCACACUCUCCAAGCAAUUCCUCAAAUUCCUCCAAUUAUGGAAAACCAACAAUUUCAACCCAUGUCAUGAUUGGACAAGGAGGACUUUCGAAUACUCCACUCACUCGAACAGGAACUCUGACACGAUCAUCACGUAUUCAAGAACAUGUUGAAAAGUAUGAACAAUUGUCACGAACGAAUGAUUCAAGGGUUGGACGUAAAAAGAAUGCUGUGAGUGAUCUUGUAUCCGAUGAAGACAGUCAGAAUAUGAGCCUUGACAACAAGAUUUUAAAGAUUACCAUUCAAACGAUUCAAUAUCAGUUGCAAACUGAGAGAUCUCAACAUGAACAGACAAAGAAGUCUCAAAACGCUCUUCGUGAAGAGGUUGCCAUCUAUAAGAAGAAACUUGAAGAAGCGAACAAGACGAUGGAAGAAAUGAAGAAAAUUAUAUUCGUUCAUUUCGGUUUAGAUAUUCCCAAAACACCAAAUAAUUAA
Messenger RNA from Naegleria fowleri, 4569 nucleotides. RefSeq lists its product as uncharacterized. Gene Ontology annotation, molecular function: guanyl-nucleotide exchange factor activity. The record is from RefSeq and is a predicted model, not a curated record. Bases 1 to 4569 code for a protein of 1522 amino acids. The transcript is spliced from 6 exons. Lineage: Eukaryota; Heterolobosea; Eutetramitea; Acrasida; Naegleriidae.